Messenger RNA from Paramuricea clavata, 4647 nucleotides. The record is from the annotation of a GenBank genome assembly. Lineage: Eukaryota; Metazoa; Cnidaria; Anthozoa; Malacalcyonacea; Plexauridae.
GACUUACCUUUGAAUUUAUCAUAUUUUUUGUUAAAAUGGUCACCAAAGCUCUAAAACUCGAUUGGUAUCGUUUUAACUUCCUCACUCCAUAAUGUUUACAUGUAAAUUUGUCAAAUUACAUUUGUGUAGGGCACUGGAAACGAGACGCGGCCAAGAUGCACGAAGCGACAUGCGCGGGGACAUCAAAAUUCUUUAUUAUUUACAACUGGUCUUAUUAUUUAUUCUGUGACUUAGCAGUCUUAUAUCGAGUUUAUAUUUCAUACAAUUGUUUCUGUGCAUCGCGGUCUUUGACUUUGUAUUUCUGUCUUUGUCGGGCUAUAAGUUGUCAUUUUGACAGCUUAACAGGAUUAAUUUGGCAUUAUUACAUCUCCAAAUUCAUUAUUUUUGUCGUUGAAUCCUCAAUGCAGUAAAAAAGCUGUUUUAAAAGAACGUAAACAUAAUCCUACUGGUUGACAUAAACAACAGCUUUGGCUUUUUUAGCAAAAUUCUUGAAUUUUUCUCAAAACGUAGGAUUAUUUAUGGAUAAUUUGGAUAAACAUUGAAAGAAGCCUGAUGGACAAUUUGGGCAUAAAUUGGCAGCUCAUUAAUACUCGAUUUUGUGGUCAUCGACGAUUGGAGAUCCUUUACAAAUGCGUGCCGAAAUCUAUACUCGCCGGGGAACAGGUGGACCAGCGAGUAAUCAGGAUUUAUUGCACCAUGGAAAUCUAUUUACUUCCUUUUGGGUCAGCGUCCGACCAUAUGAAUUUGUUGGUGAUUUGUGAAACAGCAAGACAAAAAUUCUAUGCUAAACUGACUUAUAGCGGCGAAAGAAAUGUACUGGUUUAUUCGUUUGUUGAAGAUAUAAAAUUACAAAAUUUUCAAAUUGAUUUCUUAAGGAAUUAUACACGCAUAAAAACUGUAUGUAUAUUAGGAAAUUGGUUCAGUCCUGUUGGUUGUGCUCCUGAUAAUUUUGGGAUAAACUGUCCCCAUUUCAUUGUUAUGAACACAAACAUUGCCAUGAUAUUCAUGAACCAAAUCCAAGCAUUAUUAUCCUCCACGAAUUUUAAAAGCGUUGUCUGUACACGUGAUCAAGCUACACAAACUUUCGAUGGGGAUAAAGAGUUUGAAAAAUGUCCUGAUGGGCUAAAUUAUGAGACAGAGAAAAACAAUCGAAUGCUGGUGGAAGAAAAUGUUGCUCUAAAACAGCAAUUGCUGGAAAAUGAUGAGGUGAUAAAAGAAAUGAAAAGUCAAUUUGCCAUACAGAAAAGAAAAUGUUUCAAAAUGAAAUAUGAAUAUUCAAUAGAGAUAAAAAAUAUAUCUGAAGAAAAAAUAUCGCUAGAAAACAAACUACAGCAGUUGAAAGAUAUAAAUGGAAAUUUGCAAAAGGAAUACGAAGACACACUACUUGACUUUGGACGACUUUCCGUGGAGAGCGAUUCCAAAACGAACUUAGGGAAAAAAAGCGAGACAUUUCAGAAACUAUUUUCUCCAAAGCUAUCGGAAUCGUUAGUUGUUAACAUGGCAGGUAAUAGUUCGUCUCAUUUUAGCCACUGGUCAACCAUAAAUUCUGACGUUCAGCCGAACAGCGUUCAGUCCGAGGACGAACAGAAACCAUUGCUUGCUUUGUCCCUGCCGUCUCCAUCAGGAGAGCAAUUUGUAGGCGCAGAUGGAGAAUUGGUAGUGUUAAAUGCAUGUCAAGGCGAUAACAAAAGCAAAGGAUUUGAAGCUCAAAGUCAGAACCAAGGCAGCAAUGUAAGACCGAACAAUGAAAGCAUUGAAGUUUCACCGCCAUUUCCUACUGAGGUACAUGAAAGAAGUAAUGCACAGCCCUUGGGCCUCAUAAAUGAACUUUCUACUUCAGUUAAUGCCCAUGUCUACAACAUUUACAGACUAUUAUUACUAACGAUAUCUGAUAGGUUGCUAUAUAGUGAUAUUAUCAAGCUUAAAGAAUGGGCAAAUGAUAAAUUCACAGUCGACAGUAAUUUAAGUGCAGCUAAAGUUAUUUUACAAUUGGACCAGAAAGGUGCUAUCAAUGCAUCGGAUUUAGGUCAGCUCCGUUUAUUCUUCGAGUCAAUCACAAGAUUUGAUCUAGUAUACCUUAUUGAUGAAUUUUAUGAUGGUGACUACAAUAAGUUGAGGAAGUUGAUCAAUCAGCAUAAGUCGAUAAACAUUAGUCAUGAACGAGUGGCCAAUAUAAAUCGCGUACACUCAUCUAGAGUUCUUCUACCACACAAUAGCACUCCAAGAUCUCUACUAAGGUCCAACCCCGUUAACCGGGUGAGCAAUGUUGAAGUAUUUGAACGACCUAGCAAAGCUGACGAGAACAAUGGCGUAUCCAUUGUCAGGAAUCCCCAUGUUCCCCACUCAAAUGUUGCCAGCACAAGCAAUUCGAUUGUAAUAAGUGGCAGUAGAUGUUCAACGUAUGAAAAUUCAGAAGAUGUUCCUGACUGUCCUGCAGUUAAUAACACAAGAGGUUUAUAAACAAACUAUUUUAUUAUUCCAUUAUUUAAUUUAAACAUUUUUAUUAAUUCAAAUCAAUACUUAUUUCUGAUAUAUUAUGUUAUUUCCGAAAUCUAUGCCACUGUCAAGAAUACACAUUUUCCACUAGUAUCAUAACAUAUUUUUUGUUGUAAAAAAUUAUUUCCUCCAACUUUUUCCCAACUUACGUUUAUAAUUUUCCCAACUUCAUUUCUACUGGAAGGGAAGCUACAGUAGCUCUUGCCACAGCCCCAUCCCCGCCUCAUAUAGUCUUAUGAAUUUAUGUUACCACUUUUACCACACCUUUGCUCUACUCCUGAAACAACAUGAAGAGAGAAUAAACAAUGAACAAAUUAACAAAUAUUAAUUAAAUGCCAUUUAUCAAUUUAACCAAGGAUACGCAGGUGGUGAGAACAUGGUAAGCACAAAUGAUGCUCCAGUUACUACAACAAAAAUCGGAAAUAAGUUGUCGAACAUAGGACAGCCUUCGUCUCAGACACGUCCAAAAUCGAGGGAACCGUCAUCUCAUGACGCCCAGAAUCGUCCUGCACAAUACAAUGGUUCUUCUCAACGCCAUCCGGAUGACCACUUUCAUGGGCCAAGGAACGGCAAUUUACAAGACAAUUGGCUAUGCAAUCACUACAAAAGAAGGUGCUUGGUGAAAUUCGAAUGCUGCAAUAAAUACUGGGCAUGCCACCGCUGUCAUAACAACGAGAGCACGUGUGGGCGGAAGAAACUGAAAUCACGUGACACAACGAUGGUCAAGUGUGUCGAAUGCGGAAAAGAACAACAGGUAACGUAGAAUAUGUUAAUGUUGUCUGCGCAUCUUUGUGAUUCUUUCAGUACAGCUCUUUACAGAGAGAUCAUUGAAUCAAGGGAAAUGUAGGAUUUAAAUAGCUAUGCAGACAUAAUACACCUUCUUUUGUCUUUCAACACACUUUUAAAGAAAAGUUGAAAUUCCAUGAGAUUUAUUUGAAAGCGUAAAAACUUAAAAAUCUAAAAAUAUGCAGCAUAAAAUUCUUCAGAUUUUACGCCAUAUUGAAACGGUUCAUAUUUUUAGAUUCCAAAGGUUUUAUGUUUUUUCAAAUAAAUAGCAUGAAUUUUUAACUUUUUAUUGUAAUGUGGUUGAAAGAAAAAGCAAGGAAUGCAUAUCAUGUCAGCAUCGACAAUUUUAAAGUUAACGGACUCUUUCCUUGCUUGAUCAACUGAUGAGGACAAUAUUGAAAAUGUAGCUAGGAUUGAAUUCGUCUAUGUUUGGAAAAUAAUUAAGUUUUUCAACGAACUCGAGUCGAAUAUGAGCUGAUAGCCGACGAGGCGCGUAGCACUCGACGAGAGUGAGAGGAAUAACUGUUUCAUUAUAUGUACAAGGUCUGAAUUCACAGACUUUGCUGUUCGGAUAUUUUCAAUAUUUUUUUAUUUUGUUUAUGUUUUUAUCUUCGCUCUUUCAUACACAAGGUUCGGCCGAAUUCACAGAAUUUUAAUUUCAAAAAUUCAUUUGCUAACAACAACUUGCCGUUUUCUCGUUCGCAAAACGUCGAGAAUUAAAUUUGAGCCGCCAUUUUUGUUUUCCUCUACUAGCAGGAUAUGAGCUAAUAUCCUGCUAGUAGACAACCAAUCAGAUUGCAGAAUACCUCAUUCCUACAGACCUUGUAUAAAUAAUUCCUGAUAUCCGGUAAAUUUUAUUGCUAAAAACACGUAAACUAUUAUUUUUGGAUUUCAUUCUUUCGUUCAGCAAAAAUGGUCAAAUAUAUUCAGUGUUGGAGAAUAAUAUAUUAAUUUCAGCUCCUAGACGAUGAUUUCAUAAUUUUUCUUCAUUUUUCUUUCUUUCUAGUUUGGUGAAAAUGGUCAAUUUUGUGUUUCAUGUGACACUCAAUUCGCCAAUUUCUACUGUGGUCUGUGCAAACAUCUUACUGGAAAUGAUGAUCACCCCUAUCAUUGCGAUAAAUGUGGCAUUUGCAGGUGAGAACUUGACGUAAAAUAGUAGGGAAUGUAACGAUUACUUUUGUACAACCUUUAUCUCAUCAGAGUGAUUGAUCGAGAUUGAGAAUAAAAAACGUUUCUUUUCUAGAAUUCAUGGGGAUCGCUCGUUUCAUUGUGAUGUUUGUGGUAUUUGUCUUGAUGUUCAACUUCGUGGAAAUCAUAAAUGUCGUCCUGAUUCAGCCCAUGAUGAAUGUGGCAUCUGUUUGGAGG